Poecilia latipinna (sailfin molly) is the source of this 4215-nucleotide messenger RNA. RefSeq lists its product as uncharacterized. The coding region runs from base 258 to 4193 and encodes 1311 amino acids. Gene Ontology annotation, biological process: DNA integration; proteolysis. NCBI's taxonomy places the organism in Eukaryota, Metazoa, Chordata, Actinopteri, Cyprinodontiformes, Poeciliidae. The record is from RefSeq and is a predicted model, not a curated record. The transcript has a single exon. Gene Ontology annotation, molecular function: zinc ion binding; aspartic-type endopeptidase activity; nucleic acid binding.
UGAAGAUCAGUAAAGUUCAUGCUGCACCACCGAGAUGAAUCUCUUUAUUUAAUUAUACUAUGUUGGAGUAAAGACACAACAAAUUGGCGACGAGUAAUCUGGACCCUGAACAACUGCGAGACAUGAACUUUUCUUUUUCCGGAGGGGCGGAGAAAAGGACGAAAUAAAGCAGGAGACAAAACGAAACCUAGCAAAGCAUCCGUGAGUAACAGUGCAUAGCACACAGUGAAAAGAUACACGGAUAAUAUCUGGAUUUCAUGUCCAAAAUGGCUUGCGUUGGAAAAGUAGAGGAGUUUGAUAGUUCAAGUGGAGACUGGGAAUCAUACAUAGAGCGAGUGGAGUUGUACUGCGACGCUAAUGAUAUCGAGGAUGAGAAAAAAAGUUCCGUCUUCCUCAGUCUAAUGGGAGCUAAAACUUACAGUCUACUCCGUAACCUUCUGAGCCCUGCCAAACCGUCGAGCAAGUCAUAUAAAGACAUUGUUGAUACGUUGCAGAAGCACUUGAAUCCCGCACCGCUAGUGAUAGCGGAAAGAUUCAGAUUUCAUAAGAGGAAUCAAACGAAAGAUGAAAGCAUAUCUGAGUAUAUGGCCGAACUGCGCAAACUCUCGCAGCAUUGUGACUUUAAAACGGGACUUGAUGAUGCCUUGAGAGAUCGACUAGUAUGUGGCAUGCACUGUACAAGCACACAAAAAAGACUACUGUCCGAAAAAGAGCUAGAUUUGAAGAAAGCACUCGAGCUAGCCAUCUCCAUGGAAACAGCAGCUAAGGGUGCGUCAGAGCUACAGAAGAAAAGCUUAGAAAACGAAGUGCAUCAAAUGUCCUUGAAUAGGAAAAAGCAAAACUGCUACAGGUGUGGUAAAUCCUCACACAAUGCAAACGACUGCUGGUUCAAAGACAAAACAUGCAGGAAAUGCCACAAACAAGGUCACAUAGAAAGAGCAUGCAAAUCAGACCAAAUAAAUACCCAAAAAGAAAAAUCUGGAAAGAACAAAGGGUUCAAACCUAAAUCAAAGGUCAAAGCAACUGAAAUGCACAAAGUUACAGAACAUUCUGACAACACAAAUAGCAGUGAAGACGAUGACCUGUCAUGCUUAGAACUGCAUAGCAUAACCGAAGAAGACAGAAAAAUCAUAUGGGUCACAACGUCAGUGUCUGGAGUGAAACUAAAGAUGGAACUGGACACAGGUUCAGCUUUGUCAGUGAUCUCUGAAACCGAUUAUGACAGACUGUUCUCCCACUUACCACUGAAAAAGACAUCAGUGAUGUUGAAAACUUACACAGGUGAAAAAGUGUCACCAAAAGGGAAACUUAAAGUGAAUGUGGUCUAUGGUGACCAAACACACAAGCUAGAGCUCUAUGUCCUGAAAACCACAGGGCCAGCACUACUAGGACGUGAAUGGCUGAGAAGAAUUCAGCUUGACUGGAAUGCAAUCAAAGCCCUGAAUAUCUCAACAGACCUCAAGAGCUCCACCCAUAGGCCUGAGCAGAGAUUGUCACAGUUAUUGGAGGCUAAUGCACAUGUGUUCGAGAAAGGCAUUGGUAAACUAAAACACAUAAAGGCAAAGAUUGAACUUGACAAAGAUGCCAACCCAAGAUUCCACAAAGCGCGCCCGGUGCCGUAUGCCCUGCGUCCUAAGAUAGACGCCGAACUACAAAAUUUGGAGGCAUCAGGCAUUCUCUCAAAAGUUGACUGGAGUGACUGGGCUACACCCAUUGUUCCAGUAAUGAAGAAAGGAAAAAGUGAAGUGCGUAUAUGUGGAGACUUCAAAGUGAGCAUCAACCCGGUGCUGCGCACAGUGCAGUACCCCCUGCCACGAAUAGAGGACAUCUUCUCAUCAUUGGCUGGUGGGGAAAAGUUUUCAAAGAUUGACUUGUCACAGGCAUAUCUCCAGAUGGAAGUGGAGGAGUCAAGCAAAAAGUUCCUAACCAUCAACACGCAUAAGGGACUUUACCAAUACAAUCGUCUUGUGUUUGGUGUUGCUUCAGCUCCAGCCAUCUGGCAAAGAGCCAUGGAUCAGGUGCUCCAAGACAUACCUGGAACACAAUGCUACCUGGAUGAUAUUAUCAUAACAGGAAAAGAUGAUGAUGAUCAUUUCCAAAACCUGAGCAAAGUACUCACCAGGCUGAAUGAGUAUGGCCUACGGGCAAAGAGAGAAAAAUGUGAGUUUUUCAAAAGUGAAAUCUCAUACUGCGGACAUGUCAUUGACAAGCACGGCUUGCACAAGUCACAAGAGAAAAUUGAGGCAGUGCUGAAGGCACCUAAACCUAAAAAUGUGUCACAACUCAGAUCGUACUUGGGUCUCGUUAACUAUUACCACAAGUUUCUGCCAAACCUUGCCUCAGUGCUGUACCCACUAAAUGCGCUGCUACAGACAGGAGUGGAAUGGAAAUGGUGUGAAAAAUGUGAAAAGGCAUUCACAGAAACAAAAAGACUAAUUACAUCUGACGAGCUACUUACCCACUACGAUCCGUCCAGACCCAUCCGUCUGGCAUGUGACGCGUCCCCGUAUGGUAUUGGCGCAGUCCUGUCGCACACGAUGGAUAAUGGACUUGAACGCCCAAUUGCAUUCGCUUCAAGGUCGCUGUCUAGUGCUGAGCGCAAUUAUGCACAGAUAGACAGGGAAGCCCUUAGUCUAGUCUGGGGUAUCAAAAAGUUUCAUCAUUACCUUUAUGGUCGAAGGUUUACUUUAGUGACAGAUCAUCAGCCCCUAGUGUCAAUAUUCAACCCACGAAAAGGAGUCCCAGUGAUGUCAGCUGCGCGACUACAACGAUGGGCCCUGUUCUUAGGAGCACACUCAUAUGACAUCGAGUUCAAGGGGACUAAACAACACUGCAAUGCCGAUGGGUUGUCACGUCUCCCUCUGUCAACAUCUGUGGAGGAACCGGCAUCAAAAGGUGACCCGGCAGAAAUGUUCCACACAACACUGAUAGACCAGCUGCCAGUUACGAAUGCCAUGAUAAGAAAAGAAACGCGGAAUGAUCCAGCACUUUCCAAGGUGUAUGACAUCACAGUACAAGGCUGGCCUGCCCAUGGGAAUCCAUGCUUUCCUGAGUUUUCAGCAAGACGUGAUCAGCUGUCAGUCUGCCAGGGAACCUUGAUGUGUGGAUCACGGGUGGUAGUGCCGUCCAAACUUCGCACCAGAGUGUUGGACAGUCUGCAUGAGGCUCAUGUAGGUACGGUGAAGAUGAAAAGUCUGGCCCGUAGCUAUGUAUGGUGGCCGGGGAUAGAUAAACAGAUUGAGGACAUCACCAAAACCUGUCCAGGAUGCCUAAGCGUGCAAAAUGCACCACCACAGGCUCCUUUACAUCCGUGGGAAUGGCCAUCUGCACCUUGGCAGAGAGUGCACAUUGAUUUUGCUGGUCCGUUCAUGAACUCUAUGUUUCUCAUAGCUGUGGACGCUCACUCAAAGUGGCCAGAAGUAGUCCCAAUGAAAUCAACAACAUCAGAAAAGACCAUCUCUGUUUUGAGAACCAUCUUCGCCAGGAAUGGCCUGCCUGAGCAAAUUGUGAGUGACAAUGGCCCACAGUAUACUUCUGAAGAAUUCCGAGAUUUCAUGAAAAAGAAUGGUAUCAAGCAUUUCAAGUCAGCACCUCACCAUCCUGCAACAAACGGGUUAGCAGAACGGUUCGUACAAACAUUUAAAAAGGCCAUGAAAGCAAUGACAAGAGACGACAUCUCUAUUCAACACAAAAUUGACAAUUUCCUCCUGGUGUACCGAAAUUCUGUACAUGCAACGACUAAUCAGUCACCUGCACUGCUGUUUAUGAAUAGACAGCUCAGAUCUCGCAUUGACCUUCUGAAGCCGAACCUGAGGAGAGAAGUGCAGAACAAACAGUUCAGCAACUUUGCACGUGAACCGCCAAGGAGUUUCGAUGUGGGUCAACAGGUCCUGGCACGUGACUACCGAGGGGAAAAAUGGACGCCUGGAAAGAUAAUCACUCGGAGCGGCCCUCUGAUGUACGAGGUGGACACUGGAGAGCAUACCUGGAGACGUCAUGUGGAUCAGCUGUUGAAUGCUCAACCAAAGACACCAGAGCAACCAGCACGUCCACCUGGUCCUGAAACCAACUCUGAACCCAGUACAGUGACACCCCCAGUUGCUGAGGACGUGCCCCCUACCGAGAGCACUCCACAGGCUCCUAGACGUAACCCUGAACGACUCAGGGCACCCCCUAAAAGAUUGGAUUUAUGAGUUCACUUGUGGGACUUCUGUU